AUGCUAGCCAAAAAGCUGCUCAGUUUCAAGCCAGGCUCGGCCGAGAACUUCGAGAACUUUCAUGACUCGGAGAAGAUGAAAACGACCCUGGACGAAAGCGGAGAGCAGGCCUACCGGGCUCGGGCUGGUCGGAAACGUCACAGUGUCCAGCUGGACAAGAAACUGACCCAGCAGCUGUUGAAUAUGGAUCGGCGGUCCAGCACCAUCAGCACGGGCACGGCGGACUCGCUGUCCUCCUACACCGGUAGUUCUUCAGACGAAGAUGAUGUUUCACCACGUGAGAAGAGCCAGAGAAACUCAAAGGGCUUCGGUGAUUUUUGUGUCAAGAACAUCGACCAUUCGGCAUUUGGCAGACGAGAGGUUGAGAUUGCUGAACAAGAAAUGCCUGGACUGGUGGCCCUAAGAAGGAGAGCCGAGGCAGAUAAGCCACUCCAGGGCGCCAAAAUAAUUGGAUGCACCCACAUCACAGCCCAGACUGCUGUUCUGGUGGAGACUCUGGCUGCUCUAGGUGCCUCCGUCAGAUGGUGCGCCUGCAACAUCUACUCUACACAGAAUGAAGUGGCUGCAGCCCUGGCCGAGGCUGGCUUUGCUAUCUAUGCCUGGAAAGGGGAGACAGAGGAGGACUUCUGGUGGUGUAUUGACAAGUGUGUUAAUGCUGAAGGCUGGCAGCCAAAUAUGAUCCUGGACGAUGGAGGAGAUGCCACUCACUGGCUGCUGAAGAAGUACCCGGCCAUGUUUAACAUGAUCAAGGGCAUCGUGGAGGAGAGUGUCACAGGAGUCCACCGUCUCUACCAGCUGUCCAAGACUGGCAAGCUGACUGUGCCCGCUAUGAAUGUCAAUGACUCUGUUACUAAGACGAAAUUUGAUAACUUAUACAGUUGCCGGGAAUCCAUUCUUGAUGCGUUGAAAAGAACCACAGAUGUCAUGUUUGGAGGCAAGCAGGUGCUCAUCUGUGGUUAUGGCGAGGUCGGCAAAGGUUGCAGUCAAGCUCUGAAAGGUUUAGGGGCUAUCGUCAGUGUGACAGAGAUUGAUCCCAUCUGUGCUCUACAGGCUUGCAUGGAUGGUUUUCGAGUGGUGAAAAUGGAGGAAGUCAUCAAGACCACGGAUUUAGUUAUCACAUGCACUGGCAACAAGAACGUGGUGACCAGAGCACAUCUGGACCGCAUGAAAAAUGGGUGCAUUGUUUGUAAUAUGGGCCACUCCAACACAGAAAUUGAUGUGGCCAGUCUACGUACGCCAGAGCUAACCUGGGAGAAGGUCAGGUCACAGGUAGACCACAUAAUUUGGGGAGACGGCAAGCGUAUCAUCCUGCUAGCCGAG
Messenger RNA from Candidula unifasciata, 1320 nucleotides. The record is from the annotation of a GenBank genome assembly. Lineage: Eukaryota; Metazoa; Mollusca; Gastropoda; Stylommatophora; Geomitridae.